Messenger RNA from Hyla sarda, 2238 nucleotides. It is a transcript of the gene GASK1A, whose product is annotated as golgi associated kinase 1A. The record is from RefSeq and is a predicted model, not a curated record. Lineage: Eukaryota; Metazoa; Chordata; Amphibia; Anura; Hylidae. The transcript is spliced from 5 exons. The coding region runs from base 149 to 1930 and encodes 593 amino acids. Gene Ontology annotation, cellular component: Golgi apparatus.
ACGUGUUACCUCCCCUGACGUUGCACAAACUUGUUGCACAGCGCAGGAGGACGUCACGCGUCAGUGCGGCCCCGCCGAACAGGACGCGCUGCAUGAAGGAACACCACAGGAGACCACAGGAUGCCCGGCCCUGAAGUUAUGGUUGAAGAUGCGUCUGAAGAGAAGACCACUUGUUGGUUUCUGCAUUUUGGUUAUCGUCUGUUUGGCACUAAUGAACAGUUUUCCUGCAUUGCCUGUUGACAGAAAUGGAGUUACUGAUCAUCGACAAUCCCAACACAGAAAAGUAGUUCGACACAAGCGACUAUGGGCCCACACCCCAGACUCCAGUCCUGGCAUAAUCCAAAGUGCUGACCACAAAAGCUGGGAAUCUGGUUUGAAGAGUUACAGGGUAGACAUGCAAUCAUUUCUAAACAAUGAUUUAGGUCAGUUUAGCGAGCACGAAGAAUGGAAAAAUAAUCACUAUGAAACCAAAGUAAAGAAGUAUGCGGACAAAUUACGUUUACUUGCUGCAAGGAAUGCCAAGGGACAUAAAUUUAAGAAUAAUAUAAUCAAAGAAAUCAAAGAAAUCAAAGAAAUACAUCAUUAUUCAGGUCUAGUAGGAAUCUUUCAGGGCAAGGAUCUUCAAAAUCUACAGGAAAAUGGUAUUUUUCUUCAAAGGCCUAUUUUAGCUAAAAACAAUCAUUUGGAAAAUUCCAAAGCUAAAAUCAAAAUCCUGGUCAAAAACGUUUCAAUACCAAAAUCACACCAGAAAAAAGAUGAACAUGUGUUUCCAUUAGGUAGGUUUUCAGCUUUGCUUGGAGAAGACACUGCAAGUAAUGGGGAAAGAGCCAGGGAGAGCAUGAGUAAUAAAAUGGCUCUAUUCCAGGACUCUUUUGUAAACUAUAAAAAUCGUUUUAUCUCAGAUUGCAUACAAUUCCAGUCUGAAAAAUCUAAAAUGCAUCUUAAGGGAGACAGAUUAACUAAAAAUAUUCCUCCUUGGCUUACAUCUGAUGAUUGGCAGAAAAUGAAGUUGCUCUCCGAAGGGGAAAUAAUAGCCAAAUCAAGAAUCCCAGCUCAUGGACAGGUUCUUAAAGUAGGUCUUUGCCUUAACCAUGUGAAUGGAAAAUGUCAUCACAAAAAUCACUGCAAACAAGGCUUAUGUGGAUUAAUUAAAAGACCCAAUGAUUUAUAUGAAGUUCUAGCUUUCCAUCUUGAUAGGGUCCUUGGGUUGAAUCGUAGUCUUCCAGCAGUGGCCCGAUUAUUUACAAACAACUUAUUGCCAUACAAAUAUACCAAUGGAGCUCCAAGACCAAUUGUAUGGUGGGCACCUGACAUCAAACAUUUAAAUGAUACCAACAAUGAUCAGAAUUCUCAUUCUGUGAGCUGGCUAGAAUAUCAGCGUAUGUUAAAGCAUAGGUGUGGCAUGGAGAACUCCCUUACUUCCAUUAAUACAGCACCAUGUAUUGGCAUUAAACAUACAGAAUGGUCCAAAUUGGCUUUGUUUGAUUUUCUUCUACAGGUUCAGGAUCGGCUAGACAGAUACUGUUGUGGAUUUAACCCUGAGCCUACUGAGUCUUGUGUGGAGGAGCUGUUGCAUGACAAAUGUCACAAUCAAAAUGAACUUGUUUUAGUACAUAUUCUGAUUCGUCAUAGUGACUCUUCUCACUUAGUUUACAUUGACAAUGCUGGGAGGCCUAAUCACCCUGAUGAGAAUAUGAACUUUAGACUUUUGCAAGGAAUUGAUGGGUUCCCUGAAUUUGCGGUGCAAGUCCUGAGGUCCGGAUGCUUACAAAACAUGCUAUUAAGAUCACUGGAGAUGGACCAUAUAUUCUGGAACAGCCAAGGAGGACUGCAGGGAGUGAAUAAAAUGGUUGAAACCAUUGACAGAAGAGGACAGAUACUUUUGAAAUACAUAGAAAAGCACAGUAUACCACUUAUUCCACAUAUAUAAUGACAUUCUGCUAAGAACUGGAAAAGUAAAAACGUCAUGCAAUACAAACAUCAAAAAUAGACAAAUGAAAGCUGUUGUAAAAUAUAAAAAUAAGAAAACAUUUUAACCUAUAGGGGGAGAUUUAUCAAACCCCGUCCAGAGGAAAAGUUGCUGAAUUGCCCAUAGCAACCAAUCAGAUUGCUUCUUUCAUUUUUCAGAGGCCUUUUCAAAAAUUAAAGGAGCGAUCUGAUUCGUUUCUAUGGGCAACUCAGCAAAUUAUUCUCUGGACAGGUUUUGAUAAAUCCCCCCCAUAGUUUACAACACAGGCA